UUGUGGUGUCAUGAGGAAGAAGGUGACAGGAAAGCGUAGGCUUGUGUGGUAAGCUGCCGUUGUUGUUUCUAACGCUUGUUCUAGGUUCCUCUUCUCAGUUCUCUGCUUGUGGACUAGUCACUUUAAGUUGACAGUCUGCUGAUUGAAGAUCAGAUUGUUAUCUUUAAAGAUGGAGCUUCCUCUGGUAUUCAUCCUAAUUGCUGCCAUCUCUGUGGCCUGCUGCUAUCCUACUGCCUUCCAAGACCUGGAGGGAAAUGGCAAAAACCGAACUUCCAUCAAGUUCCUGGCUUUAGGAGACUGGGGUGGCGUGCCCUAUCCCCCGUACAUCACCGCCGUGCAGAAGGCUACUGCUCGGGAGAUGAGCAAAAUAGCAGAGCACAUGGGAGCUGACUUCGUUCUGGCCCUUGGCGACAACUUCUACUAUAGAGGUGUGGACAGCGUGGAUUCUCCUCGGUUUAAGGACACGUUUGAGACUGUGUACACAGCAAAGUCCCUCAGAGUGCCCUGGUAUGUGCUCGCUGGGAAUCACGACCACGCAGGGAACGUCAAAGCCCAGAUUGACUACAGCCAGAAAUCAGACAGAUGGAAGUUUCCCUCAUAUUACUACGAGUUGAACUUCCGCAUCCCCAACACCGGGAAGACUCUGACCAUCAUCAUGCUGGACACCGUUAUGCUGUGUGGCAACUCUGACGACUUCCUUGACGAGAAGCCCAGAGGCCCCCUGCGAGCUGUGGACGCCAACCGUCAGGUGACCUGGCUGCAGGAGAGACUGGCCCAGUCCAAGGCAGACUUCCUGUUGGUUGCUGGCCACUACCCUGUGUGGUCGGUGUCGGAACACGGGCCCACAGAGUGUCUGCUGCAGAGGGUUCAUCCUCUGCUCAUUAAAUACAAGGCCACUGCCUACCUCUGUGGCCAUGACCACAAUCUGCAGUACAUUGAAGAGUCUGGUGUUGGCUACGUGGUGAGUGGUGCUGGAAACUUCCUGGAUCCUGACGUCCGGCACUGGAAGCACGUUCCCAAAGGUUCUGUGAAGUUCUUCACUGGCAAGGCUUCAACACUGGGAGGCUUUGUCCAUGCAGAAGUCACCAAGAACAAGAUGGUUCUGACCUUUUACCAGGCAAAGGGCACCUCACUCUAUCGCACCGUCCUCUCUCAAAGGGAGUUUAACUAGAAGAGCGACUGGGAAACAUUCGACUCUCUCAGAAUCAUUCUGCAGUGUAGUUUGAGAUCAGACUAAUGGCUGUAAUCCUGUAUAUUGAAUGCUGGCAUUAAUAUUUCAAAAGUAUUGAUUAUAUUUUAAAAGAAUCAACUGGUUUUAACAUUUAUGUAAAUGUUUGUAUGAAAAAAGAAUAAAUUGUCAUUUGUAAAAAAUUGUGUACUGACAUUUUUACCAUUGCCUAUAAUGGUAAAUGAUGCACUAGGUGCCUUGAAAACUAAAAGUGCAAAUUUGAGGAAAACCAGAUUGUACUCGGCAAUGCAUUAAAACAAAACGGCGAACGAUAUUAGAACAAAGUAAAAAUAUAAAGAAACUAUAAAAACACUAGUCUGCAGUUGCUUUUUAAACUGAAGGACCGAUUCUGUUUCAGUGUUGGAGCUAAAGCAUCAUCUCCUUUGUUUCAAACGAGCAACUGCUGCUUCAUUCAGGCGGGUGAAUAAUGAAUUAGUCGUGAAGGCAGGAGGAAAUGAGUGUGUGGAUAAUUUGUAGGUUUUUGGGGACUGUAGCAAUAUUUCUGAAAUGUAAAUUGCAGGAUUGAACAAGGCCCUUGAAAUGUGGAAUGAAGUUGAGGUAUUGAUACUUUGUGGAUUUGAGGAUCAGAUGACUUCAAGCUUUUAAUAUAAAAGUGCUUUGUGUUCUGCUGAUGUGAAUCUGUUCAGUCAGAAUCCGUUCUUUAAAGUAAACCGUAUGAGACUGUGACUGAAAUCAAGUCCUACAGUUCUGAGCAGGGCUGCCCGGUUAAAUGUCCGAAGCAAUUGCAGCCUUUCUGCAGGCUGGAUUGUGAAUUUGCACCUUCUUCUUGGAACUGGAGUCUUGUAAAAGUGCUCCAUAUGCACAAAUGUUGCACUCCAGUCAUAUUUGAACAGACACAAAUGUUCUUGGACAUCUCUGGAGAGACAUGAGAAGACCAGUCUACUUAUAUUGUAAAUAUGCCUAGACAAACAGUGGCUCAUUUGUUCUGUGGUUUGGUCAAAUCAGGUCAGUGUUUAUUAAUAUCAAGUGAACUCGCAGCUUGGAAAACAUCUGACACAUUAAAAAUUUUCCCUAAGGCUUGUA
Molecule: messenger RNA, 2272 nt
Organism: Pleuronectes platessa (European plaice)
Lineage: Eukaryota; Metazoa; Chordata; Actinopteri; Pleuronectiformes; Pleuronectidae
Gene: acp5a
Product: acid phosphatase 5a, tartrate resistant
Exons: 5
Coding region: 170-1171 (333 amino acids)
Biological process (GO): bone resorption
Molecular function (GO): acid phosphatase activity; ferric iron binding; ferrous iron binding
Source: RefSeq, a predicted model, not a curated record